ACCGUUUGAUUUCAAUUUAUGUGCGUGUUUUAUAAAAGGAGAGAAUUAAAGGAUUAGAUGACAUGGAUAAAAUGAUUGGAACAAGACGCUGGUAAUCCGCUAUUCAAUCAUAACUUGUUUUGAAAUGUGUAAAUUUUUCUUUCUUUUAUCAAAUGGCUAUAAAAGAAAAGGCACUCGGCUCGGCACUUUCCUUUCCGCCGCUGCUUCUGCUAGUGUUUUGAACGUUUUAAAUUUAGCUAAUCGCUUGAAAAAUCUCAGCCCGUUCCAUUGAAGAUUCUGCCUCGACUGAGCUGCUUCAAAUGUUCCCGCCCACUGUGGUCCGUCGGGGUGGUUUUCAGCGCUCCUUCGCGACCGUCAGCAGAAGAUACAAACUGCAGUCACACUGACCAUUAUGGCCGAAGGAAGAAGGAAAGUCGCGUGUACAAUAUGCUACAAGGAGUUUGCUCGAUCUAGUACUUUGCAGACUCAUCUGCGAACCCACACAGGAGAAAAGCCUUUCGAGUGUGUAGUGUGCAACAAGAAAUUUGUUGGGUCUAGUAAUCUGACGAGGCAUCUGCAAACCCACACAGAAAAGCCUUUCGAGUGUGCAGUGUGCAACAAGAAGUUUGCUGAAACUGGUCGAUUGCAUGUGCAUUUGCGAACCCACACAGGAGAAAGGCCUUUCGAGUGUACAGUGUGCAACAAGAAGUUUCGCGAACCUUGGCGAUUGCGUGAGCAUCUGCGAACCCACACAGGAGAAAAGCCUUUCGAGUGUACAGUGUGCAGCAAGAAGUUUGCUCGAACUAGUACUUUGCAGGAGCAUCUGCGAACCCACACAGGAGAAAAGCCUUUCGAGUGUACAGUGUGCAACAAGAAGUUUCGCGAACCUCGUCGAUUGCGUGAGCAUCUGCGAACCCACACAGGAGAAAAGCCUUUCGAGUGUACAGUGUGCAACAAGAAGUUUCGCGAACCUCGUCGAUUGCGUGAGCAUCUGCGAACCCACACAGGAGAAAAGUCUUUCGAGUGCACAAUAUGCAACCACAAAUUUGCUUUUAAUAGUUCUUUAAAGGUGCACAUGCGGUCCCACACAGGAGAAAAGCCUUUCGAGUGUGCAGUGUGCAACAAGAAAUUUGUUGGGUCUCGUACUCUGAAGAAGCAUCUGCAGUCCCACACAGGAGAAAAGCCUUUCGAGUGUACAGUGUGCAACAAGAAGUUUCCUGACACUGGUCGAUUGCAUGUGCAUUUGCGAACCCACACAGGAGAAAGGCCUUUCGAGUGCACAGUGUGCAACAAGAAGUUUCGCGAACCUUGUCGAUUGCGUGAGCAUCUACGAACCCACACAGGAGAAAAGCCUUUCGAGUGUGUAGUGUGCAACAAGAAAUUUAGUAACUCUAGUAAUCUGACGAAGCAUCUGCGAACCCACACAGAAGAAAAGCCUUUCGAGUGUGCAGUGUGCACCAAGAAAUUUGCUCAUCCUAGUAAUAUGCAGAAGCAUCUGAGAACCCACACAGGCGGAAAGGCUUUCGAAUGUACAGCUGUGAAACAAGAAGUUUCAUGAAACUGGUUGAUUGCGUGAGCAUCUGCGAACCCACACAGGAGAAAAUUCGUUCAAGUGUUUAACGUGCACCAAGGAAUUUGCUCCAACUAGUACUUUGCAGAAGCAUCAUCUGCGAACCCAAACAGGAGAAAAGCCUUUCGAAUGUGCAAUGUGCACUGUGCAGCAACUAUAAUUUAUUCAACUAUUCUCUUUUCUCUAACAAAUGCACUGUACAUCUUUUAAUAAUCAAAUAACUUAAUAUGCAUCUCA
Molecule: messenger RNA, 1786 nt
Organism: Frankliniella occidentalis (western flower thrips)
Lineage: Eukaryota; Metazoa; Arthropoda; Insecta; Thysanoptera; Thripidae
Product: oocyte zinc finger protein XlCOF6
Exons: 3
Coding region: 392-1537 (381 amino acids)
Biological process (GO): regulation of transcription by RNA polymerase II
Cellular component (GO): nucleus
Molecular function (GO): DNA-binding transcription factor activity, RNA polymerase II-specific; RNA polymerase II cis-regulatory region sequence-specific DNA binding
Source: RefSeq, a predicted model, not a curated record